Molecule: messenger RNA, 1503 nt
Organism: Purpureocillium takamizusanense
Lineage: Eukaryota; Fungi; Ascomycota; Sordariomycetes; Hypocreales; Ophiocordycipitaceae
Exons: 2
Coding region: 553-1503 (316 amino acids)
Source: RefSeq, a predicted model, not a curated record
CUAAAGUAGCCAACGACGACGAUGCUCGACAGAUUCAGUUUCUGUAUAGGGCUGCAGCUGAACCACGGGAAUAAUCACACACUUGCAAUACGAAUAAGCAGGUAGAUCCAUGGUAGACACAACAAAUGCGCACAGCUGCCACGGUGAGUCAAGCCGUCUUUGUCCACCGAGUGGCCAAUCGAUAGCUCGACGCCAUGGGAAUCAGUGACCACCACGCCAUCAGUUUCUCCACCAAAGCCUCGUCAACGUCGUGCUGUGGGAGGUUCAAGUCACAGUGCGGUGCCGUACAUUUAUGGGCUAAUCAUACCUAGACGCGCGCCCGACACGCCUCCCCUGGGCAUGUCGUCAUGGUACCUAGUAGCCCAGGCGCAUAUUUCGACACCCCUUCACACAUGCAGGGUAGCGCAGCGUCUUCGGCCUCUGCCGUCUCGCGCUUCAAUCAAAUCAUCCAACUGUGACGGGUCGCGAACCAGAUUCUGUCCGCUCAAAAAGAGCGAAGAAGCCCCUUGUUAAGAGUGAUUGCGAUUACGGGAUCGCAGCAGGGAGAGAGCCAUGAGUUCCCGAUCCUCGUCCUCGACGCCGUCGGGUGAGUGCCAAAACGCCCGCUCGUCGUCGCGGCCGAGCUCCGACGACGAGAGUGACGAGAUACGCUAUCACACCGGCACAGACCCUGCCUCAAUAUCAUCAAACAAUAAGCAGGAGACGAAGCAACAAGAAUCACAACAUCAAGAGCCCAAGACCCAGAGACAAGAGAAGAAGGGCGGCGACGACGACGACGACGACCAACACCAAGAGAACCCACCCAUCACCAUACCCAAAAUCCAACCCAUCACGCCCCCUCCAUCGUCCGCCUCGCACGAGCCGCCCGCCGUGCUCGCGCGCGGCCUCGAGGGCAAGUUCGUGGACGAGUUCGGCAACGUGCUGGGCUGGGACGGGACCGUGCUGGGCCGCGCCGAGGGCGACCUGCCGUCGCUCGUCGGGCGGCCCGUCGACUCGGACGGCAGGAUACGCGACGCCGACGGCCACGUCGCGGGCUACGUGUCGGAGAACUUUGCGCGCCCGCCCGUCAAGGAGCUCGGGUGUGGGCUCACGCUCGACGCCGACGGCAACAUCCACGACCAGAGCGGUGCCGUCGUGGGCAGGAUCAAUCCCGGCGGCGGUGGCGGCGGCGGCGCUUCUACAGGCGCGGGAGCGCAGCAGAGCGGCAGCCGUCAAGCGAGUCGAGGUCAGGCAGAGGAGGAAGAGCCUCGGCAGCCGCAGCCACAGCAGCAGAAGAAGCAGAAGACACCAUCGCAACCACAAUCACAACCACCGCCACAAGCUCAUCCGACACACCACGAGACGCAGUUCAACAUCCCUUACCGCAGCGCCAGCGACCAUCCAAGCCCGAUGCCGGCCGCGCCGAGCCCAUCCGAAAUAUACUUGGACGUCAAGUCGACCCGCGACGGCAUCCAGCUGAUAAUCAAAAUACCCACGAUAUUUAAUAGAGACGAGCAGGAAUAA